This is a messenger RNA of Miscanthus lutarioriparius, 1392 nucleotides long. NCBI's taxonomy places the organism in Eukaryota, Viridiplantae, Streptophyta, Magnoliopsida, Poales, Poaceae. The record is from the annotation of a GenBank genome assembly.
AUGGAUCCGAACCAGAAGCUCCUCCUUGAUGAAAUCGACAAGCGCAUCGCCGCCCGCUUCGACGGUCUUGAGCGCCGGCUCGACGCCUCCGCCGAUUCCUCCUCAUCCAGACUCGAUGCCUUGGAAAGCGCUGCCCGCUCAUUCGAUGAGUGGCGCCCCGACGUCGAUGGCUUCAUCGACGACCUGCGCGUGGAGGUCAAGCGCCUCUCCUCCCUGAAGCUUGAGGUCGGGAAGAUCUCCAAGUACAUGGAGCGCUCCAUGGUGGAUGGGCCAUCUCCGACUCCGGGUGUGCACGGGUCCGUUCCUGACGUGCUCGCCCCCAAGCCCCUGUCGGCUCCGCCCUCGCCAGUGGCUCCGCUCCCCACCGUCAAGUCCUCCCCGCGCACUCCGACGAACAGGUCCCCUGCGCCAUCACCAACACACAAGUCGGCCGCGCAUGGGGAAUUCGAGGCUGCCCCGCGCACAUCUGCGGGAACAUCAGCCAACAGGCCCGACGGGCACCGCUUCGAUUUUGGGACCCGGGACGGUGCUUUCGGAGUGCCCACCACUCUGAUUCCACCGCCCGGCAAGGGGGAUCACAUAGGGAAAUUGCCUAAGUUCGAUUUUCCUAAAUUCGACGGUGACCACCCAAAACUGUGGAUUAAGCAGGCUGUUCAUUACUUCAAACUCUACCGUGUCGAGUCCACUGUGUGGCUAUCUGCUGCCACUAUGCAUUUCCAGGGACCAGCCAAGCGUUGGCUCUCUUCAAUUGAGGAAGAGCUUGAAAAUCAGGGGUGGGAUGAGUUCUGUGCACAAUUGUUGUCACGCUUUGCACGCGAUGAACACGAACUCCUUCUUUGUCGUUUGUUCCAAAUCCGGCAAACUAGUCCUGUUUCUGAGUAUAUCGAGAAGUUCAUAGGGCUGGUAGAUGAACUCAAAGCUUAUGCUAAACAUCCAGACCCUCUUUACUAUGUUCAACGUUUCAUUGACGGCUUGCGUGAUGAAAUUAAAGCUGUUCUUAUGGUUCACAAGCCAGCUACUCUGGAUACUGCCUGCGUGUUGACUGAAUUGCAGGAGGAAGCGUUGGGGCUCACCAAACGGCCAUACCGGCGCUUCGAUCAAGCCAGCAACUCCAAGCCCGGGUGGGGGCCUCCCUUGGCCUUGCCGCCACCGCCUCCACAAGCUCCUAGUGCGGUCUGGCGCCCAGUGAAUGUCGCCGCAACAACGACUGAUCACAAGAUGCAAGCCCUUUGUGCACGCACGCAUAUCAUUGGGCGCCAAGUGGAGCCGGAUCAUCGAUGCUCCGAGACGGUACAGCUUCACCUCGUUCAGGAACUUUGGGAUAUUCUGCCAAUCUCUGAUGAUGCAGAUGAGAGAGGGCCGGCGUCCCCGACGACGUCCCCCAUAUCAUGA